AUGUUUAUCAAAAAAGAUAAUCCAAAAGUUGAAUAUGUCAUUCCGCCGUUAAAAAAACAGGAUUUAACCCUGGAAGAAUUAAAAAAAUAUAAUGGAAAAGAUGAUGAACAUAUAUGUUUUGCUAUACUUGGAAAGAUACUUGAUGUUAGCAGAGCUCCUAAUUUUUAUGGACCUGGUGGACCUUAUGGAAAUUUAUGUGGUCGUGAUGCAACUAGAGCAUUAGGAACAAUGGAUCCACGAAAUGUUAAAGAUGAUUAUGAUGAUAUUUCAGAUUUAACUGAAACAGAAAAAGAAACAGCAAAAGAUUGGUUAGAUAAAUUAUCAAUGAAAUAUCCAACUGUUGGAAGAUUAUUAACUAAUGGAGAAAAACCAACUGAUUAUGGUGAAGAAAUUUCAAAAAUAGAAUUUUGA
Messenger RNA from Strongyloides ratti, 411 nucleotides. RefSeq names its product Cytochrome b5-like heme/steroid binding domain-containing protein. The transcript has 2 exons. The coding region runs from base 1 to 411 and encodes 136 amino acids. NCBI's taxonomy places the organism in Eukaryota, Metazoa, Nematoda, Chromadorea, Rhabditida, Strongyloididae. Gene Ontology annotation, cellular component: membrane; endomembrane system. The record is from RefSeq and is a predicted model, not a curated record.